AUGUCCGUGGCGAAACGACUCUCGACGUUCCGCACAGCUGUGCUUCAUCAAGCAGCACCUCCACCAGCUAUAGGAGGUAUCGUCAAACCUCCUAAACCGAACGGCUACCGGGACAGCGCGGCCGAUAUCGCCUAUUGCUUGCGAGCCGCUGGCGAGACUGUCGUCACUCCAAACUCUCCCGCUGAUCCUCACAACGACCCCGAUUGGUCCUAUCCCGACACGGAAAAGGGUAUCCUAGCUGCCGUUCAAACAGGAGCCAACGUCCUCUGGUGUAAUACCACCUUGUGGUCAGAUCAUCCCAUCGUUCGUCUCGGAACCGAGCUCGCCCGGCUCGGAGUCAGGUUCGUCGCUCAGGAUCCAUUGGAUACGGAAAAGUACGACGACAAGGCCUGGACAAACAACUGGCUGAACCAAGGAGAGCUGGAAGGCAAGUUCCCCAAGAGCUGGUUGAUCGAAAAGGGCGACACCGAGGGCCAGCUGCGAGAGGUCACCUUGCCCGCCGUCUUGAAACCGAUCCGCGGUAGAGGCAGCCACGGUGUGGAGUUGGUGACGGAUGCGGAUGGUUUGGGAAGGGUGUUCCAGAAACUCUGGGAAGAGAGCGAGGCGGUGCUUGUCGAGGAAUACCUCGCUGGCGAAGAGAUCACGAUCGCUGUCAUGCCACCAGGCGAAUACGAGGACGUUGGCACCAAGACGAAACACUGGGCACUGCCUGUCGUUCAGCGAUUCGAUCAUGUCGAUGGCAUUGCACCUUAUAACGGCAUCGUACCGGUCACUGCCAACUCCCGCGUCCUUACCCCACUCGAACACGAGCAAGACCAUCACUACACCGACGUCCAACGAUGGGUCGAGAUCGUCGGUGACAGGCUAGGAUCAUACGCCCCGAUCAGGAUCGAUUGUCGCCGAAGGUCGUCUAAGCAGGAUGGUGGCGGAGGUCCCUUCUACCUGUUCGACGUGAACCUCAAACCGAACGCGACCGGUCCGGGAAGGCCGGGUAGGGACGAUCAAGCUUCGCUCGUCUUGAUGGCAGCACAGGCCAUCGGAUGGGACUUUACCAAACUGGCGAGGAACAUGCUGGCUCAAGCUCAACUGGUCAAAGGCGGCAACGAUACCGAAAAGUCUUCUGCUGGAGCAUGA
Filobasidium floriforme is the source of this 1134-nucleotide messenger RNA. RefSeq lists its product as uncharacterized. The record is from RefSeq and is a predicted model, not a curated record. Bases 1 to 1134 code for a protein of 377 amino acids. Lineage: Eukaryota; Fungi; Basidiomycota; Tremellomycetes; Filobasidiales; Filobasidiaceae. Gene Ontology annotation, biological process: peptidoglycan biosynthetic process. The transcript is spliced from 6 exons. Gene Ontology annotation, molecular function: metal ion binding; ATP binding; D-alanine-D-alanine ligase activity.